This is a messenger RNA of Cladocopium goreaui, 603 nucleotides long. NCBI's taxonomy places the organism in Eukaryota, Dinophyceae, Suessiales, Symbiodiniaceae. The record is from the annotation of a GenBank genome assembly.
UCCGCCCGGCUCCAGCGGAAAACCCCUGCCAGUUCCCGUCGCACGCAGCAUGGCGCCUAAGAAGGCCGACAAGGCCAAGGCCGACAAAGCCGAGAAGGCGGCGAAAGCGGUGAAGACCAGCGUUGGCAAGAAGGUGAAGAAGAUCCGAACCAAGGUUCGCUUCUACAAGCCCAAGACCUUGGAAAAGGCCAGGAAUGGCAAAUACCCUCGAAAGUCCGUGGAGUCUCGAGGGGACAAGCUGGACAAGUACCGCAUCAUCCAGUGCCCUGUGACCACAGAGUCCGCCAUGAAGAAGAUUGAGGAGAUCAACACUUUGGUGUUUUUGGUGGAUGUCAAGGCCACCAAGCCCAAGAUCAAGGACGCUGUGAAGCAGCUCUACGAUGUGAAGUGCGCCAAGGUCAACACCCUCAUCCGCCCUGAUGGGAAGAAGAAGGCCUACGUUCGCUUGACCCAGGACUACGAUGCUCUGGACGUGGCCAAUCGCAUCGGCAUCAUCUGAGUUGGUCGCUGGUCACUGCGUCCGCGCGACACGCGAGUUGGGAGCUGGAAAAGCUGCUGCUUUUGUCCUUGGUGAGAGCGCCUUUACUGGACAGUGCGGGAAAA